AUGCUGCAUUUGAGUAAGGGGGAUUUUGUAUGGGUGGACUCUGGCGACGAGGUGCCGAUCGGGGCGGAGGUCACGGUCACAGACACCGGACAGCUUCAGCUGAUUGAUGAUGAAGGAAAGGAGCACAAGAUCAAGAAGAAGACGGAGGGCACCAUCAGGCCCAUGCACCCCACCUCUGUGAAGGGUGUGGAUGACAUGAUAAGGCUCGGUGAUCUCAAUGAGGCAGGGCUCCUCAGGAACCUCCUGGUGCGACACAAAGAAGGCAUCAUCUAUACAUACACAGGCUCCAUUCUGGUUGCAGUCAACCCUUACCAGCUGCUGCCCAUCUACACCACUGAGCAUGUGCACAUGUACACAGAUCAACGGCUGGGUGAACUGCCACCGCACGUCUUCUCCAUCGCAGACAGCUGCUUCUUCAACAUGCGCCGCAACAAAAAGAACCAAUGCUGUGUCAUCAGUGGAGAGUCAGGAGCAGGUAAGACUGAGAACACCAAGCUCAUGCUGCAGUUCCUGUCUGCAGUGAGUGGCCAGCACUCUUGGAUCGAACAGCAGAUUCUUGAAGCAAACCCCAUCUUGGAAGCCUUUGGUAAUGCCAAAACCGUUCGUAAUGACAACUCUAGUCGUUUUGGGAAGUACGUUGACAUCCACUUCACCAAGGGUGGGGCCAUUGAAGGGGCCCGUGUUGAGCAGUACCUGCUGGAGAAGUCCCGAGUUUGUCGUCAGGCGCCUGAGGAAAGAAACUACCACAUAUUUUACUACAUGCUGAUGGGCAUGACAGCUGAGCAGAAAAAUAUUCUUUCCCUUGGGAAUGCUGCUGAGUACAACUAUCUGACCAUGGGUAACUGCACCAGCUGUGAAGGACGUGAUGAUGUGAAGGAAUACGCCCACUUCCGUUCAGCUCUGAAGGUCCUCAUGUUCACAGAGAAUGACUCCUGGGAAAUCUCCAAACUGCUUGCUGCUAUCCUUCACCUGGGCAAUGUGGACUUUGAGGGAACCAUAGUAAAUAACCUAGAGGGCUGUGACAUCCUGAAAUCAUCCAAUUCCAACAUGGCCAGCCAACUUUUGGAGGUGGAUCCCAAAGCACUGGAGAAGAGUCUGACUCAGCGCUCCUUCAUGACAGCCAAAGAGAGUGUGACCAAAGCUCUGACCUCUGCCCAGGCUGUGGACGGCAGGGACGCCUUUGUCAAGGCUAUUUAUGGAAGACUUUUCCUUUGGGUCGUGGACAAAAUCAACGCUGCCGUUUACAAGCCACCUGAGGAUUCCAAACAGUCCAUAGGCUUGCUCGACAUCUUUGGUUUUGAGAACUUCACCAAAAACAGCUUUGAGCAGCUGUGCAUCAACUUUGCCAAUGAGCAGUUGCAGCAGUUCUUCGUCAAGCAUGUUUUCAAACUGGAGCAGGACGAGUAUGCCCGUGAAAACAUUGUGUGGAAGAAAAUAGACUACAAAGACAACCAAUGCACCCUGGACGUAUUGGCCAACAAACCCCUGAACAUGCUGGCACUUAUUGAUGAGGAGAGCAACUUCCCCAAGGGCACAGAUACCACCCUGCUCCAAAAAAUGAAUCAGGUCCAUGGGAAAGGGAACAUCUAUAUUCCCCCCAAGAACAACUAUGAGACAGAUUUUGGAAUCCAACAUUUUGCUGGAAAGGUCUACUAUGAUUCAAAAGGUUUCCUUGAGAAAAACCGUGACGCUCUCAGCUCAGAUCUGAUUCAGCUGGUGGAGACCUCCACCAAUAAACUCCUCAAACAGGCCUUUCAGGAUGUACUGUCUACCAGUACGAUCAAGGGCAGCACCAACCCCAGGAUGAGCAUCACCUCGGCCAACAACAGCCUCCGGCAAGCGGCUGAUAGCAAGAAGCGUGUGCCAACUCUGACUGGCCAGUUCCGCCAGUCUCUGGAUUCCCUGAUGAAAACACUGACUGUGUGCCAGCCCUAUUUCAUCCGCUGCAUUAAACCCAAUGACUUCAAGAAGCCCAUGCUGUUUGACAGAGAGCUGUGCAUGCGUCAGCUCCGUUACUCUGGUAUGAUGGAGACCAUCAGGAUCCGGAAAGCUGGAUAUCCCGUCCGCUACACAUUCGAUGAGUUUCUGACUCGCUACCGCGUCCUUCUGAAAACUUCCCUCUGUGAUCCAAAAAGAGAAAGUAAAGAGAAAUGCUGUGAAAGCAUUUGUGAGUCUGUACUUGCUGGAGAGGGCGACUGGAAGACUGGCAAGACAAAGAUAUUCCUUAAGGACUUCCAUGACACAAUGCUCGAAGUGGAGCGAAUGAAAGAACUACAUGAGAAAGCCCUUCUGAUCCAGAAAGUCCUGCGAGGAUACAAAUACAGGAAACAAUUCCUGAGGAAAAAGGCAGGUGCUCUUGUCAUUCAGAAACACUGGAGAGGACACAAAGGCAGAAAGCUGUACAGAGUGGUCCAGCUGGGCUUUGCGAGGCUGCAGGCACAGGCUCGGUCUCGUCAGCUCCACUUCCAGUAUAAGAAGAAGCGGGAGGCAGCCCUUGUGCUGCAGGCCCGAGCCAGAGGAUACCUGGCCAGGAAGGAAUGGAAGCGCAAGAGAGACGCUGUGAUCCUACUGCAGGCACACACCAGGGGUGCGCUGGCAAGAAAAGCUGUCAAAAAAAGAAGAAAACUGAUUGGGGUACAGUGGGAAGAAAAUAUCACAAUACGGUCGGUCAAAUGCCUGAAAGACGAGUUUAUGUUUAUGGGGUGGUGUGUGAGCGUGUGGAACCAAUCAAAUGCGUGUGUCUCACGGCCAAUGCGUGAGAGUUGGCAGCUCUGGAUGUACCUCUCUGCUAAAGAGAGAGAAGAAGAACGGCGGGCCAUUUUGGAGAAACAGAAACAUUUGGAGGAAUUGCUGAGGCGGGAGAAAGAGAUGGAGGCCAAAGCUCAGACUGAAUCCAUCACAGACCAGGAGAUGGUGGACAGCAUCUUCGACUUCCUGCCCGUUACGGUCGGAGGGCAGGAGGGGCAAGCACCUGCCGGAUUUGAGUUUGAGGGGAAACGGACAAUUAUCGAGGAGAUAGACAUCGACGAAAUCCCCAUGGAAGAAGAUCUUCUCAAAGAAGACUAUGAUGAUCUGGAUGAGUACUCCAUCUCCAAAUUUGCCUCCAUGUACUUCCAGGGUGCAGCCACCCACACUCACAUCCGCCAGAGGCUUCGGCAGCCCCUGCUUUACCACGAAGAUAAAGGAGAUGUCCUGGCUUCACUGACCGUGUGGUGGAUCAUCCUGAGGUUCAUGGGAGACCUCCCUGAGCCGAAGAAGCAGGUCCAGGGAACCUCCACGCAGGAGCGCUUUGUGCCGCAGGAGCUGAUCUCCAGAAAGGACCGGCGUCUGAGCCACAUGGUUGGCCUGGAUCAGAGGGUGCUAAGGAAUAAAAAAGAAAGGAAACCUUCCACAGUACCCGAGGAGCCAACGCAAAACAGAAAGGCCUCCAUUUUCACAGACCUUCUGGCAAGAAACAGAAAGGCUUCUGCUGUGCCCGGUGAGACGGCUCAAAACCCAAAGGUUUACACCGUGCCAGAAGGGAGCCCUCGAACAAGGAAGGGAUCCACAUUCACUGACCUACUGUCCAGAAACAGAAAAGCAUCCACUGUUCAAGAAAAUGGAAUACCAAAAUCCACUUCAAAAUCUACUUCAAGUCUCAGGAAACCCUCAAUCAUCAUGGAGGAGUCAGAUGAUCUGACUGAAGUUUCCAAGCCUCCCACCCUGCAGACUGUGAAGGAGGACAGUGACAUCAUGACUGAAGAAGGACCCACCGUGGACCGGCCUCUGACAGCGCUCGAAAAAGUCCACUUCAUCGUGGGAUAUGCCAUAGUCAGACGUGACCUCAGGGAUGAGAUUUACUGUCAGAUCUGCAAGCAGCUUCAAGAUAACAGCAAUCGCAACAGCUACUUCCGUGGCUGGAUCCUGCUGUCCCUCUGUCUGGGAGUUUUCCCUCCAAGUGAUCGCUUUAUAAAGUACCUGCAAAGUUUCAUCCGUUUAGCUCCAGGAGGCUACGCUUCCUACUGCGCUGAAAGGCUGCGGCGCACAAUAAUGAACGGAGUGCGAGGGGAGCCUCCAGCCUGGCUGGAGCUGCAGGCAACCAAGACAAAAAAGCCCAUGAUUGUGUCUGUGCUGCUGAUGGAUGGACGCUCCAUUAACCUGCCUGUUGACUCAGCAUCUACCUCCAAAGAGAUCUGCCAACUCCUCGCUAACAAAGUCAAACUCAAAGACACCUUCGGCUUUUCCGUCUAUGUCGCCUUGUAUGAAAAGGUGUGGGCUCUGGGCAGCGGGCGGGAGCACGUGAUGGAUGCCAUCUCCCAGUGUGAGCAGGAAGUCAAGAGGAGAGGAGGGCAGGAACAGCACGCUCCCUGGCGUCUCUUCUUCCGCAAGGAGGUCUUCACCCCCUGGCACGACUGCAAAGAGGACCCGAUCAGCACAGACCUCAUCUACAAACAGAUCAUCCACGGUCUGAAGUUUGGAGAGUACCAGAGUGAAAAGGAGGAGGAUUAUGUUCAGCUCGCUGCGAAACAUCUCUACAUCCAGCAUGGCUCAGACAGCUGUGCAGAACAUGUGAAGGAAGCAGUUCAGGACUGCAUCAACAACUCUCGGCUGGAGGCCACGUCAGAGGCCAAAUGGGUGCAGAUGGUCAGCACUGCUUAUGCUCAGGGUCCGUUUUUGAGUUCAAGACAGAAGGCAGAUUCAGUGAGGGCCGAGAUGGUGGACUACGCCCGAGAAAAGUGGCCCAUGUUCUUCUCCAGGUUCUUUGAAGUUGUCAAACUGUCAGGUCCUGCGCUGCCAAAGAGCAAGUUCAUUGUGGCCAUAAACUGGACUGGUAUCACUUUCCUGGACGAGAGAGAGAAGAGGCUGCUGGAGCUCUCCUUCCCUGAAGUCACCGGAGUCCACACCGUGAGGGAGGGCAAAGUGUCUGGCCAGGCGGUGAGUCUGCUGACACUGAAAGGAGACUUCACUCUGAGUGGAGGCACCACUGAGGACAUGGCAGAGCUGGUGACAAUGUUCCUCAGUGGACUGACCGAGAGAUCUCAGUAUGCUGUGACCCUAAAGGAAGCCGACAGGCGAGAUGACCCCACACUACUGGGCUUUAAGAAAGGAGAGCUCAUUAUAAUAAUCAAAGAUGACGAGUUCUCUCAGGAACGUGGCUGGAUAAAGGGCCAAAAUGAGAGCACGAAACAAAAGGGGGCCGUCCCCACCGAGGCCAUCUUAAUCCUGCCAACACUCAGCAAACCCAGCAAGGAAGUCAUGAGCCUCCUCAACUUGUCUCCUAACCAGAGGAAGGACAUCAUAAAGGAAAACCAGAAAGAAACAGGAACGAUGGAGAGAGUAGCUCCUGCCACGCUGAAAGAAUUCUCCCUCCAGUACUUCAGGCAGCCCACUAUCGAUGUGAACCGCCAGGUGAUGUCCAGGAAUGCUGCUCCUGAGAGGCUGUGGGCAAACUCCAGAGAGCCAAUCAGACAGCCCUUCCUCAAGAAACUGGUGGGCAGCGCAGAGCUUAGCCACAAAGCCUGUCUGGCCUUCACUGCGAUCCUAAAAUAUAUGGGAGAUUACCCUACCAAGCAGAUGCAGAGUCCUCUCGAGCUCACCGACCAGAUCUUCAGCCCCGCCACUCAAAAUGAGGCGCUCAGGGAUGAGAUCUAUUGCCAGAUCAUGAAGCAGAUGACCAGCAAUAACAACCGGUUCAGCGUGGAGCAGGGCUGGCAGCUGCUGUGGCUCUGCUGCGGCCUGUUUCCUCCCAGCCAGUCUCUUCUGAAGCACACUCAGCGAUUUCUGGAGUCGCGCCGCAGAGAGCCCCUCGCCUCCGACUGCCUGCAGCGUCUGCAGAGCUCCCUGAGGAUGGAGCCCAGGAAGCUCCCACCACACCAGGUGGAGGUAGACGCCAUCCAACAGAACAGCACCCAGAUCUUCCACAAAAUCCACUUCCCCAACGACACAGAGGAGAAAUUUGAGGUGGCGACAAACACCAGGAUCAGGGAUCUCAUCCAGAACAUUACCAAGAAGCUCAGUCUGGCUUCAGCAGACGGCUUCAGCAUUUUUGUCAAAACAAAUGACAAGGUUCUCAGUUUGAAUGACACAGACUACUUCUUUGAUAGUCUGAGACAAAUCACUGACUGGUCCAAGAAAGCCAAGGGGAUCAAAGACGGUGGGCCAGUCAACAUAGCCUACCUUGUGUUCUUUAUGAGGAAGUUGUGGUUCAAUGUGAUCCCUGGCAGAGACACAGAGGCCGAUCUUAUCUUCCAUUUCCCUCAGGAGCUACCAAAGUACCUGAGAGGCUAUCAUGUUUGCACCAAAGAGGAAAUGGUCAACAUUGCGGCUCUGCUCUUCAGGAUUAAAGUUGACAAUGACAAGAGCCAGUUUGUCAUGAUUCCCAAGAUGCUGAAGGAGCUGGUGCCCAUGGACCAACUGAAGGCCAUGUCUGAAAAUGAGUGGAAGAAGAGUGUUGUUGCCUCUUUUAACAAACAAGUUGGUAUGACUGUUGAAGAAGCUAAGGUGGCAUUUCUGAAGGCGGUCUGCCGCUGGCCGACGUUCGGCUGUGCAUUCUUUGAAGUGAAGCAAACAUCUGAACCAAAUUUCCCAGAUAUUGUGCGAAUAGCUGUCAGCAAGCAAGGACUCACCAUCAUCCACCCUAAAACCAAGGAUGUGCUGGCAAAUCACCCAUUCAACCGUAUCGCUAACUGGUGUAGUGGAAGCACCUACUUUCACAUGACUAUUGGCAACUUAGUCAAAGGGAGCAAAUUCCUAUGUGAAACUUCACUGGGUUACAAGAUGGAUGAUCUUAUAACCUCCUAUGUCAGCAUGUACCUCAGAGAGAGGAGGACAGUGCAAACCAGGAACCAGCGCUUUGACAUGUGAGCCUCAGUAGCACGAGUGUGAUGCAACUGGUGCCUGUGGCUGGAGAUUCAAACCCACACACUCAACAUGUAGUUCAUACACACACACAGAGGCAGAGCAGGACUACCUCUCUGUUUUUGAAAGUGCAAUCAACUUUAUUUGUGCUCAUGCUUUGAUUAAUUGCAUAAAAAGAACUUCUUGUGGAUUUCUGGCAUUUUAUUUAAAGCUAAUGUUUAUUUGGCGUGUAUUCAAGCAACAUAAGGAACCCACAUUGUAGGUAAUACUAAUACUGUGCUCACAUUUUCUUAGUGAAAAAAUACAUGUUUCAUGAUCCACAAAAACACCAGGAUAUACAAAUGUGUAUGACAGUUUGUGAAUCAAUCAUGGUUUCCCUAAAUGCUUCUUCCCAUUGAUGAAUACAACCCAAGUUUAAUAAAUGUUAAACAAAUGUAGAAAUAGAUACAACCUAACUUUAAUAAAUACCAGUAUUCUAUGUAUUUCCAACUUCAAUUUCUUUAAUAACUUUUUUUUUUAAAUACUUCCUGUGUAUAUCAAUGUCUAAAUGUCUUUUGAAAAUCUGGUGUAAUUCUCUAAUUGAUUUACAAACUGUCCAACCUGUGUGUAACAAAUCGCCAUACACAUUUGUAAGCCUUUACAUUUAAAGUGCUCAUAUUAUGCUCUUUGGCUUGUUCCCUUUCUUUUAUUGUG
Molecule: messenger RNA, 7530 nt
Organism: Perca flavescens (yellow perch)
Lineage: Eukaryota; Metazoa; Chordata; Actinopteri; Perciformes; Percidae
Gene: myo7ba
Product: myosin VIIBa
Exons: 49
Coding region: 1-6843 (2280 amino acids)
Cellular component (GO): cytoskeleton; myosin complex
Molecular function (GO): protein binding; cytoskeletal motor activity; ATP binding
Source: RefSeq, a predicted model, not a curated record